AUGUUGAGUGGGCAGUUGGGUGCAGGAGAGGCAUCACGCGCGAGCUCGCACAACACGAGCCAAGAGCCAGACCGAAAAGUGGGAUGGGGAGAGCGAAUUCAAUUAUGGGGAUGGGUGCCGAUGUGGAAUUGUGGGAUGGAUGGCACCGGAAUUGUGGGAUGGGUGGCGGGGGUGGAAAUUCUGGGAUGGGGGCAUGCAAAAUUUGGUGAUGGGGGCGCAUGCAAAAUUCUGGGAUGGGGCGAAUAUUGCAGCAAACGGUACACCAUAGAGGAACUACACUGGGACCAUGCCCAAUUUUUGGCUGUCCAGGCCAAGAUUGCUGCUCUGGCAGCAAAGCAUGUCAAAGUUGCGUCGUUCAACGAUCAAGACACUGCAACUUUAAAGAUUGUAUAUGCAGAGGCUGUGGAGGCCCACCCAAUUCUAUUGAAGUAUGAUGGUCACUGGGUGACCAAAGAUAUGUUGAAGAUCCACCUCAAAAACAAGAAACAGCUACACCCGGGCUGCACAUUCCCUGUUGUCAAUGGAAACCCGACGCCGGCCGGAGAAAUGUGUCCAGAGGUUGCAAACCCACCAGCCGGUACCUGA
This is a messenger RNA of Rhodofomes roseus, 585 nucleotides long. RefSeq lists its product as uncharacterized. The record is from RefSeq and is a predicted model, not a curated record. The transcript has 5 exons. NCBI's taxonomy places the organism in Eukaryota, Fungi, Basidiomycota, Agaricomycetes, Polyporales, Fomitopsidaceae. The coding region runs from base 1 to 585 and encodes 194 amino acids.